Molecule: messenger RNA, 12666 nt
Organism: Amoebophrya sp. A25
Lineage: Eukaryota; Dinophyceae; Syndiniales; Amoebophryaceae
Source: the annotation of a GenBank genome assembly
UAUUACAGCAUUUGCGUUAUACCAUUUUUAGAACAUGUAGAUGGAUGUCAAAAAUAAGUCCUUGUCACGAUCACACAGUUAGCCUAACUUUCAACACCGAAUAGAACAACGUUUGUCAUUUCAUUUGUUAGUUUCACCUCUUUUCAACAAAUCUUAUCUUUUCCGAUGCUGUCAGAAUCCGAAGAUCUAACUUAGCCUUAACGAUAACGUAUCAACUAGACAAUAAUUUCUUCAGUAGAAAAAUACAACAGUUAGAGUUUCCUUUCCCAUGGCUAAUCAGUUUCCCAUUGCUAGAUUCUUCAAAGAAGCUUGAUCUGAGUCCUUUGUCAAGAUGUUGUAGCUGAACCAACCCAACAGGAACGAGAGCUUUUGUUAGUUUAUUUUGCUCUUCUCGUAGUCAUUAACCAAGACACAGUUGUCACAUUCAUCAACACAUACUCAACAUACCAUUUUCCCUUCGUAAAGGGACAAGGGACACGACAGCAAGUCUAAGUUAGCGACUGUCUCUAUCGUUGACAAUUAUAGUAUCGAAGACGCACAGAAUGAAAUGUAGUCGAGGUCGUGGCGUGCACUUUCGCUGCUAGUAUUGCAGCUCGUAAUCGAAGUCGUCCUCGAAGGUUCGUAUGUGGAUAGACGUGAAUUUCACCAGAAGAUUCGCAAGAUCGGUCUCAAGGGUUCGAAUCGAUUCAACUACAGUAGAAGUAGAAAUACAGUAAAGUUCUAGCAGAAGCUACAAGACGAAGACAACGAACAGAAAAACCUUAGUAGAGAAGAAGAUGCUUCUCACUCGUCCUCUCGAUGGAUAGUCUCUGCAGUCUGUGCUACAAGGAAUCGGUUAGGAUCCGUGCAUCACGCACUUCUUCAUCGGUCUUCUCGAGUUUCGAACUUUCCUCGGACAGAGCCUUCGAAAGAGUAUCCACACUGCCUCGUCGCCAUCGAUGAUUUCACCUAGUACUGACGAUAGGUGUACUCUCACUUGUCUAUUUGAAACCAAUUCACCAUAUGACCAGGUUUGUAUUGAUCUUGGCAUGUCGUGAAGCCCUUUGAUGAUCGCCUUGCAUGCAUACUACAGAUAUGCUUUUCGUUUUUUGCUCAGACUGAUCAGAGUUAGUAACUUUUGGCGAUACCACUCUUGAUCUUGUUCUCAUAUACGUUUUUUUCUAAACUCAAAAAAUGCAGUUCUUAGAAACUUCAAGGUUGUGAAUGACUACAGCAAAUUUACCGGAACCCAAAAGAACAAGAAGAAGAACUAGUAGUUCUUAGCAUAGCCAUAGAUAUGCAACACAACGUAUACACCCACUAAUAACCUCGUUACACCAAAUAACACCCACAGACUCAUACAUACCAACUACGGCCACGUACUACGUACUUAUAUCAAGGACGACAACCCCUCUUAUACAAUUGCAAAUAAAAACUUCUAUACGUACUAAAACCCAUAUCAUCAAGUGUCCCUUAUACAGAAAAUCUAAAUCAACUUGAAUCCCCAACGUAGUUCAGCAUCCUCAGCCUCUUCUCGUCAAAAUCAACAAGAUGCCGCGUUCUUCUACACGGUGUUUGUUUUUGGUUCUGUCCUGCACCACACUCUCCGUUCUCUGGACAGCGCGUGGAUAUGCAGUUCAAGUGGAAACCCGAGUCGAAAAUGUGCAUCUGCCAGUCAGGACAACUCGCGUUGGAGGUCCUUUGCCAGAGGAGCAGCAACAUCAACAACAGCAAGGUGUUGAUACGUCAAACGCGACUGGUAGUGCAGCUGGAGGAGGAACUACCAAAACAACUACGAAUGUUAAGGCUUGAUGUUGCAAGUCGACGUAUCUAGAUCUCAGUCGCAGAGCCUAGAUAGCUCCUACUCCUACGACCUUUUCUUGCUUUUGUUCAAGUAGAAAGAUAGUAUGGAGUAAAAAGAGGGGGGACAGCAAAAAGAUAGUAUGCUAAUUGCGAGCAGAUCUACGAUCUUUUCAACGGAGAAGAGCAAAAAUUGAGAUGCAGAGAGAUAUUGAUAUGCGAGACUCACCUACAACAUAGGUCAACUACGUUUGAAACCUCCUCUAAAAAUGGAGCUGCCCCCUCUGCAAACUCCAACGCGUCAAAUAAGAAGAAGGACGAACCUAAGAAGGAGAACACCUUUUGGGCUGAGCUGCAUGAGGAACGCCUUGUCUUGUUCUUAGGUUUGCCGGUUGCUGUCGCGUUGGCCAUCCUGUUCGAACGUGCGCAUCAUUCCUGGCUACGCGUCGACUUCGGAAUUGCCCUGGACCGACCGCAUCUCUCCGUUGAUUAUGCUUGUCCUUGAUGUGGUUUGCUUGAUUCAUUUAGAUUGAUUACUCGUGCGCAUUUUAUGUGUAUGUAAGUACUACUAGAUGAAUAAGAAUACGAAUCGACGGUGGUCUAUCACGAGCAGUCAUAUCAGAGGCCUACGUACAGGAGAUGGAAUGCGAAUGAUACCAUAGCCCCCUCCCCUGAUUCUUCGUAUCACCUACAAGGACACGCAAAAUAAUGUUCAUUCGACGUCUCAGUCUCACCUUCUUACUCCUUCUAACCCUUCAACUCCCUCCGAGGUUUGACCACAGAUCUGUUUUCUACUGCAGUUUCGCUUGGCAGCAUCUAUUUCAAGCAUGCUGGCCGCAUCAAAGGACUUGCGUAUAUUGCUAUGCUCAUGUCCCAUAACUGGUUCGGGAAAUGGAUUGACGUUCAAUUCUUCAGCUUCACCGCACGAUUCUGGGACUUCUACCAAAAUCCGAAACUUAAGGCUUUUAGCUUAAUUGGAUGAAACCUCAAACAUACGUACUAACUUACUACGUACUGUUUCAUACAAGGGGAUGAACAGAAUCAGAAACACUACAAAAUGCAAGUACAUCUACAUGCACUCAGACAUGUAGUUGAGCUCUAAUCAACUUGAAGUUUUCGAGGCACUGAUUCUCAACUGGCUGGUUCUGCACACUGGGCGCGUAUUGACCUCGGUCUACUCGUUCUACAUUAUGAGGAUUGGUUUGAAAACUAGCAGAACAAUGUGUGAACUGUUGAAAAUGUGACUUUUUGAAGUUUCAAUUCUCUAAUUCUCGAAAAAAUAGUUUUUUAUCGCUUUCGAUUUGAAUUCAUUUCCUGGCGAUCUACUCUUCAUCUCUUUUGUAAUCGAAAGUGCAUUCAUCGUCCUAAUACCAUGGUGAAUGCCCUCUGUAGUAGAGGCUAGAGAACGUGCUUUUUCAUACAGUCUAAGUCCUUGUGUGAUAGUUGAUAACGAAAUGGCAGAUAUUCUAGAGAUUAGCAACAUUCUUACACCUUGAUUCUUGAUCUUUCUAGAGUCUCUUUCUGAUACAGUUUGCAAUACAUUGAAAUAGUAGCUCCUCAACCUUCUAGUUCUCCAUAUUCCUUCCCAUCACUUGCUCCGUCUCCACUACAAUACCCUCUUGCUCUCCCUCUCCACCUUCGCCCUUGCCACUAUCAUUCGCUCCGGCUUCUCCUACUAUCAUAUCGCCCUACUACUUCCUCCCCGCAAACCCACCUAUUACCCGCAGCUUCCCCAACUACAACACUGCCCGUCUUUCAUACCCUUCGAGAAGAUGCUGAAACUGCAUUGGCGAGAGCAUUUAACGCUGUACUUCGAAAAACUUUGGGUGCCUCGUAAUUACGAAUUUGCUCUGCGUGAAGAUCGGGACUUGGAUAACCCGGAUCAGCGCAUCCAAGAUGACAUCGGCGACUACGUCGAAAGCAGCUACGGGUUGACGAUCGGCGUUUUCGAUGCGCUAUCGAAUGUGGUGCUGUAUUCGUAUAUGUUAUGGCUUGGGAAAACAAGAAGAGAACCCUUAGGAUCAAACUCAGGUUACCAAAUACCGGAACCAUUCAUCGUGGCAGUGAGAUGAAUGUGAAUGGGAUCAUCAAAAAGAAUAUCAAAAUGUGAGUAACUACUUAAGUUGUUCAAAUAUUAGUACUUAGUUUCUUACUAGUCGAAGAUGAUGGACAUGUGAUGUGUACGUCCUCAGCGAACUGAGUAAGGAAGUGUAGAAGUAGUUCUUUGAUCAUUUAGUGAAGAAAGGAAGCAAGUGCAACCUGCAAGAGCAGCUGGAUCUGAGGACAGAUGAGAAAUUUUUGAACUAGGUAGUACUAGUUGAGAAGGUACCAACCACGCACAAUCUGUGUCCAAUAACGAAGGUAGCAGGUGUCGUUUUUUUGAACUAGAACGAAGGUAGCAAAACUACUACAGCAGAACAAGAAGAGAAGUGAUCCUGGUGGAGGAUGUUGCUGCACCUUAUUUGCGAAGUUCCACAGUAGCAAACUCCAUUUCCUCAUGAGCAAUAGGGUUAGUAGUUUAUGUUCAUUAUCGUUGUAUUCUUACCCACCUCCUUCCUCUUCUAAUGAUCCUCUUCACGGUCGCUCCUACGAGCUUUUUCGGACUGUUCUAUUUACCGGGAUGGCCGAUCUAUUUUGCUUUGUUGUACGCUGCUCUCGGGAGUCUCUGCAUCCAGUCGGUUGGACGAGAACUCACCGUAACGGAUUGGCAAAUUCAGCGGUACAUUAUGGAGAUACAGAUGAAACUCAUUGAUGCUGAUGCAUGUCCUGAAAGAAAUACAGCCUAUACGCUCACCCCGUCAUAAGUGAGCCUACUCCUAUCCUAUCCUAAAGAAAUAGCAGCAGUGUGAGCAAGAGUGUAGAUUAUACAACUAUAGUACAGAUAUUAUGGCAUUAGGAGGCAGUCAAAGUCAUAGUAUAUGCUUCAAUCGUAGACUUAGUGUAGUGAUAGACAUAGAGAGGUAACGUCUAUAGUACAGAUAUGGCAUUAGGAGGGAGUCAAAGUCAUAGAGUAGACUUAGUGUAGUGAUAGACAUAGAGAGGUAACGUCUAUAGUACAGAUAUGGCAUUAGGAGGCAGACAAAGUCAUAUUAUAUGCUUCAAUCGUAGACUUAGUGUAGUGAUAGACAUAGAUAGGUAACGUAGCUCAUGCUGGUGCUAAAACACCUCUAUGUUGCACAGUGCACUAGAGACUCAACAUACUCUAUGCCAGUGCUAGAGGGACUGUAAACAUGAUAGUCAUAGUGCAACGGUUGUAGAGGAUAGUAAAAGUCUAAGCGAGACAUCAUGGUCACAAUCUGAGUCAAAGGAUCAUUUCUCUAAACUUUUGAAACUAAAUGUGAAUUUGAAUUUUGGAAUAUUCCAACUUGAGAAAUGAGAAAUUUCAGUUUUAUCUACUUUUAUUCGAAUUCAUUUCCUGAGGGUCCAUUGUUUGAACUGUUCUGAUAGUGUCUGUAGCAGUCAUAUUGAAAUGCUUGAAACCCCCCUUGAAGGUGAUGUGCAUGUGCCUGGUCUCAAAUGUCCUCUUAACGAGCAUUGAUGUACUAGCAUUAGAGGGUCUACCACAGCUUUUAGUAGUUCUAGACACCAGCAAUGUACAAAGGUGUAUGAGUACCAUGCUGCUGAUUUUGGAGUAUUUCUAGAAGUCAGAGUCACAUACAGAACCUCACAACUUACUGUAGCUGCUCAACUGACUUGUUGUUCCUCCUCAUUUUUACUACAGAAUACUACUCACGAGCUAGUAUCUAUCGUCACAAAGCACACAACUCGUCACCCUCUCUCUCCCACACUCUAAUUUCGAUGGUAAUUUUCGAGCAGAGCUUCGUUGGAAUUUGUCGAUGGCUGAUCGUUUGGCCGCAAUGCAUGCUGGGAGAGCACAACUACGCCGUCUUUAUACUUAAGGCUCUCGCAUUCUCUAAGUCCUCCCUACGUAUCCUUCUAUCAAUCUAAGGAAUAUUUUAUCCCUGUGAGGCGUAUCAAGGUAGAGGCAUAGGCAUCCCUCAAGGUCAAUCAUGUCGAUCCUUUUGAGGGAUCCCGCCAUCAAGAUGGGAGAUAAUUUGUGUGACCCCUUCUAACACUCACGCUUUGAGGAGUUGAAAGUUCUCGCAUGGGGCAAGAUUCGACUGGAGAGGCAGCUGGACAUUUUCCUUCACAUGUUCGGAUCUAUCGAGGCGAUCAUGUUUACCUGCAUUUAAGGCCAUUCGUUUCAAGGCAAUUUCAUGUUCUUUCAUAUACGAACUUACUAUCUUCAAGACACGUAGAUUUAGAUCUAGAUUGCAAUUUUCCAGAAAUUAGAUUCAAUCUAGAGCUCCGUCUUAACUGCUAAGGCGCGUUCCAAUAUUUUGACUAAAGAAAGAGAAGGACGUGGGAGUUCACGCAUCCUCUAACCUAUGCUGCUUCCGUACUUCAUCAAGGGUGAAGUGACUCUGGGCAACAUCAAGCAGUGCGAGUUCGCCUUGCAUCGUGUGCGCGAAUGCUUCGAUUUUUUCGUUGGCCGCUACCAAGACUUAUCGCGCUAUAGAUUAAGGCUGAAGAAUGCAAUUCAUGAUCACUUCGUUCUUUCUACAAGCCAUUUGCAUCCCUCCCGGUCUUAUUUCCUGUUUUCAGCCUGGGAGAAAUAAUCCACUUCAGGUACUUAUAAGAAGUGAAUCGUUUUAUUGAGCUCUAAGCAGGGCCUGCUGCGAUCGAUUGAGCUACUUUCGACGCAAAUUGUUAGAGGAGCAUGAGGUGGUGGAGAUGAAAUCUCUGACGGAGCAAGCUUACACUCCGUCUACGGGGAUUGGAGGUAGUGGAGAACUAAGAAAAAGAAAGAACACCACGAAUUUGUGGUCUGAUCCGAGAGCACAGAUGAUUGACGAGACCGAGACGUCAUUCUGCUCUUCUUCCUCAAACAAUGCGAACAAUGGUAUGAAUAAAGGACGAACGACCUUGAACUUCAUCAAGGAUCCAUUGUUGACCAGUACGAGUGCCGCAACCGUAGUCUGCAUGGACGCAUAUAAAAACAUGGGUUUGGAAAACGAUGAUAACAACGGAGACAAGAUGAAGGUUAAGAAGACAACUUCAAAAACUCGACUUUGGAUAGUACAACUAGGUAGUCGUGUUACUGAUUUGAGUUUUCAUUAUGUAGAUCAUGUACUGAUAAAGAGUAGCAGGAAUAGACACGCAGGGGAAAAGGAUAUCAAUUUUCACGAAAUUGUGUCCUUACUUAUCUUCCUUCACAUCAAUUUCAUCGUCAAUAGUGAAUCCUGCUAUGGUUGUCGAACUCGAGCUCUUGUGUGCAAAGAACUACUUACAUCAAAUGGUCGCUUGUUGUUGUUUGUUUUUUUUUAAUGCAACAUGCUAGUACAACUACAGCUACAGCUGGUAGCAGAAGUCGUUGUCAGACGAUAAAUAUUGCGAAGAACCUUGCCAUGUGCAUGUUGUUUAUGUACAGGUGCUGUAGCUCCUCUAAGAGGACGCUGACCGAAGGUGAUCCGUAUUCGAUCGAUCCUGCUUUGUAUGAGGCGGCUAGACGACGUGAGUUAAUCUUGCGCAGAGUCAGGUGUCUUGAGCAAGGAGCGGCGGUCACAGUACUCCUGCCUAGCGGACAGACGAUAGCAGAGAAUGUACAACUGAACAAUUUUCUCGGUUAAGGCUAAUAAUAACCGAGUUACUGACUGAAAUAAGGGAGGUAGCUUAAGAUCAAGGCUACUCGUCUUCCUUGUUUAAGUAGUUACUCGCCUCUAUUUUCAGUAGUUACAGGGCUACUCUUCCUUUUUUUUUUGACAGGGCUACUCUUCCUUUAUUAAGUAGUUACUCGCUUAUUUCAGUUCUUCGAAUAAUAAUAAUGAAAAUGAGCUUGAGCUGGUGAAGAUUCCCCUCACAGUGUUUUUAGUGACUCCCCUAGCGGACAGACGAUUCUAGCGUUUCUUCUUAUCAUAUUCUGGACUCCCUCAACUGUAGUUGUCUUAGAUGUGAAGUCAAAUUGUCCUCGCUAAGUUGAAGAAGCGACGCGGGGACAACGGAUUCUCUUGUGCGGUCCCGAGGGCACCGGUAAGUCCACUCUGCUGAGAACGUUAGCAGGUGUUUGGCCAUUUGUGAGAGUGGAUGCCUGUGGUGGAGGAGCAUCUCCAACAAGAAAACAUCAAGGGAACCCUGUCGACGUUGAUUUUGGUACUUUGAGCACAAGACCAGGUGGAUAUGGUGGAUCCUUCGAGUUGGAAAAUAAGCCAAGUCUCAGUCUGAAGCCAAAGAAGGAACCCUUAAGGCUGGUGACCGUCAUCCUCUCCUCCACCUAAAAAGUUUUCAAGAGAACGCAAACGCGUCAAACAUAUUUUAAGGAUACUUAACGUUAAUUAACUUCCUAAGAAGAUGAAUUUUGUUACCGUUACGUCGAAGCUCUAAAACUCGCAAGAAUCUUGGAUUUCGUGUUUCGGUACUCUGCGACGGAGGGAUUAAAGCUGUUUCCGAAAAGCCUGGCAGAAGCAGAAAGCGAAGAUGAAGACGACAAGCAUGACUUAGAUUUACGGCUUUUGGUUUGGCUUUGAUCGUUGUAGAGAGGCAGGUGUAGAAAGGAUUCAUGAUUACUCAUGAGUUCGCGAAAGAAGUUGUAAGAGUGUUCUUGUGUCUUCUUGCGUGCGAUGCUGUACUCUGUAGUUUUUCAUUUUCUUUCCAGACAGCUUGUGAAAGUGAAUGUAUAGGUACUAUCAUCCAUCAUCUCUAUCAGACCAUCUCCGUUUGCUUUCAAGGGGUUUUCGAAUUUGUUUCAGCGUGAGUUCGAGUUUCAUUGAGAGUAAAGAUCAAAUUCAUGGAUGAACAUCUAGAUCUAGUUUGCAGAAGAAGAAGAAGAAGAAGAAGUGCGCCAUUUGCUCUAUGUCUAAUAAAAACCCCUACGAAAGGAUGUAGAUCUACGACAUCGAAUUCGAAAUUGAAUACAGCAUCCAGGAGACGCGAUUUGCAAAAUGAGCAUCAGCGUUUGCCCUACUUGAUACCUCAAAGAGGACCUGGCUUGCCGUAUCCUAUGACCUUCCGAGAAGCAAUUUGUUUUCCAGAUUCUAGCUCGGCCUAUUCUGACCGGGAAAUUUAUACGGCGUUGAAGAAAGUACGACUCAGUCUGGAAGGCAAGCGCAAAGCCAAAGAAGCGUCUUCUUCUACUAGUUCCUCGACGUAUGGGGGAAACAGCGGAGGGGGAGCAGGAGGCUCUUCCAAUGUUAAGAGCAACACUUCUCUCUCUUGCGAUCUAUAUUGGUCGUAGCUCUAGCUGUAGCUGUACAAUUAGAAUUAGCGUUGGAGUUUGUUGAGUUUUCUCUCAAUGCAACGAUGAAUAGCUUGUAUGAGUAUGUAGAGCAGAUGCUGCAGAAUAUUCAAUCAUCACGAUGCGUGUUGAUGUUUACCAUUACUUAUGAAUUUGAUGUUGCUUCGCUGUCCCUUUCUAAGUCAAGCACCAAUGCUUCUAGAGGCGUCGCAAUGAAUUCUGAAGCGGAAUUGCGGGACUACGUCGAUGAUGACGAAGAGUUUUUGGUCGGCGGAGCCAGCAACAGUGGCGCUGGAGGCUACAACUAUGACGAUUCUUUCAGUGGAGGAGCUGCAAGAUCACCGACAGAUUUCAUGGAUGAACAGGAAAAUUAUGGCGAAGACGAAUUUCAUAGAGGGGAUGAGAUUGAGAAGAAGUAGAAGUUGUAGCAUAUGUUGUUAUUGAAAAUGACAGUGAGGGCAUAGGUUGCUCUCAGCAGAUGUUGUUAUUUUUGAAAGAGACUACAGGUACAGCAACAGUGACAGACUCUGAGACCACAAGGUCGGUGGCAAUUACAUUGCAUGGCGUCAUGGUCAUCUGCAUUACUUCGUGCAGCAUAUCUUUCAGCUGUCUUUUUCUGUAGGAGUGGUUAUUUCUCUCAAAGUGAAAGUGAUUCGACGUUUAUUUUGUUGGAGGCAGUGUCACAGCACUGCAUCAAUACAUGAGUUGCAUCGUAUCUCUCUCUCUCUAAGAUUCAAGUAUUGGUCUGGAUACUGCUGUGGAUGUCGCGCAAGUUCUCUCCGGAGGGGAAUUACAACGUCUGAUGGUUGCGCACUGCUUGCUGGCCAAACUUAUGGAUUUCAGAAGUCUAGCAAUAGCAUCAAAAGCAAAAGCAAAAGCAUCUACUUACUAACUUGAGUAAGUCGAGAUUUUCAGAGUCUUAGAAGUAGAAGAAGUGUUUUCCUACAGAAGAGAGGCAGGGCCACGAAGAAGACUAGAGCCUUCCACGACCUUACUGUUUUAGAGCAUGUUGUACCAAGAUUGGAUUGGCUCGGUACUGGGUGUAGGUAUAGGAAGUAUGAACUAAGUAGAAUCAGAUAGAAGUAACCCGCCAGAAGUUGUCCUUAAUACUGCUCUGAAUAGCUGAAUUGAGUAAGGAUCAUAAUCACGUUGUUGAACUUGAAAACCGCAAGGUCAUCGAUGGAUGAGCGCUAGCGUGAAAUGAGUAGCGUGAUCUUGGUGGGCCAUCGCUAACAAACCCCGAGUACUGCUACUAGACGAGGCCCUGGUCCAUCUGUCCGACGAAAACCAACGAUGGAUAUACGAGCUGUUAAACCAGGAGCUUGUUCAGCACCCCACGGCCCGAACAACGCUGAUUAUGAUGGGAACUUUUUUGAAGAUAAUCAUACCGCCGGGACUAUACCUAACCGAAGCUGUAGACAAGCUACAUAACCUAGCCUAGCCUCUCCAUACCGAUUGGCUAGUAGAGCUAUAUGGUAGAACAUUAUGAGGAUAAGGGGUGAUGUGAAGACACUUUUAUAAUUCAUACUAUCCAUAACCUCACGAAUGGAGAAUAGUACAAAAGGCAACAGUAAGACGAUGAAGCGCAUACUGUUGAUGUUGGUUCGUAGUAUGUUUCUGCUGUACAGAUGAUGAAGCUCAGUUUCCAACCACUUCCAUGAUUGGGAGAAAAGCUCGCCCUCAGGAAAUGAAUUUGAACUAAAGUCGAUAAAUUGAAUUUUUUUCGAGGAUUGUUCAGGAAAAAUGGAAUUUCAUUCGAAAUUUCAAACUUGGAACUUUCGAGAUUUCUGUUCCAGACAUUGAGCAUUGGUUCAAAAUCAAAUCUCUAAUCUAUUCACUGUCAGUCACGAAUGGAGGAAGCUGAUAUCGUGUCACGAUGCCUUCUUCACGAUCAAGGAGAAAAAAAUCGUGACCUUCGACGCAGUUGCUGAGGCAAAGGAGAUUUAAGGCUUGAGGGUGUGGCACUAGCAGUUGCUGGCAUCUAAAUAGCAAGAAGUAGCCGAACAGUGUCUGCAUCUCCCUAGAAGUUACAUUUGUGAUCUGAAAAACUGCUUCUCUUUCCUAGAAGUAACAUCUCCGAAUUUUCAUGUAAAUGCUUGUGCUGCGUAACAUCGACUACAUGCUCAACUUUUAUUCUCUACCUGACCGAUAAUUCAGUGCAAAGUAAAUAGCUUUCGUCAAUACUCAGAGAACUGAUAUUGCUGAACACUGUUCAACUUCAGCGUGGUUGUAUUUCGAUUUCCUUGAACCAAAUAAGUGUACCCUGCUAGUUGUUGGCCGUGCACCGACUACUUAAUUACAACUAGGUAGAGGCGCAGGGAUAUAGUAGUGUCUGUAGUGGGUGACUCGCGUAGAACCUCUAAGACGGAGCUGGAUCAGCAGGAGUUGUGGGCAUGGGCAGUCAUGCGACGGUCAAUAGCGGAGCAAUCAGUACGCUCGGAAUGGGAAGCAUGAAUAAUCUCAUUAAUAGAGCAGGUUCAUUUCUCUAGAGGUACAACAGAGAUGGGAUAACAGAGAUACUAGGAGCACCAGAUGGCUCAUUGUCACUCCUCUAGUGAAGGCACACAUUAGUGGUAUACUUGGCGGGGCAGCGAGGUUCACAUCUGUAGCAGGGAGUAGCAGAUCAGGUGCAGACUCGUCUCUUUCGAGGUUUGAAACGAUUAGCCGCAAGCUCUGGCUCGUUCAUUCUUGUGCAGGCAUUAGGACCGAGAUUACUCGAAAAGAAGCAUCCUCUCGAAAAGACAGGACCUAGAGAUGGGCCUUCACUACACAAGUAUCUUGUUGGCAUGUUGUCAUUACGUACCUGUACAUCAAGUAAAGUAUAAGUAAAAGUAGAUGUAGAAGCACACACCAGUAUGUUGUGGGUAUGUUGUCAUUACGGUUGUGGGCAUGUUAUCAUUACGUACAUCAGCCACCAAGUAAGUCAAAGUAGAAGUAUUAUCACGUCGAGAGCUAGAGUUGUCAUUAUCAAUGUCAUAUGUAGAGAGAAAGAAGCAUUGUUUGUACUCCACAUUAAGCAGUCGCAGUCCGACAGCGACCACGUCGUAGUCUCAGUUUUAGUAUGUGAGAACAGCGUAGUACUUGAAGUAACAAGUAGUAAUUGUAGACGAGGUACUACUGGCCGGUAGGUCUUCAUCGUCUUCAACAAAUAGAGCACAAUCUAAUCUAUCGUGUUCAUGUCUCUGCCAGAGGUCUACCACACGAGCAACGGCAGAAAUUGACUCAUCUAGAUACACGAAUAUGCACAGACGCCGGACCAGUUAAUGUCAUAAACUUCCAACAUCUACCAUGGUUGCAAAAUUAUAGCAUGUCGUCAUACUAUUACUAGCCACAGGAUCACCUUAGUAGUGCUAGCAAAUGCACUGGCUGCUCCGAUUUACUAUUACAUCCACACCCACUACAGAGACGCUUUCUAGUAUCAAAUGAUACGUGAAUAACAUCAAAGAUGAUUCGGCCUUAUAUGUUAUGUCGACUCAAAUGCAUCGCACUCCUACGACUACGUAUGAUGAUGUCGAAACCAAAUCCAAAUCUAAAUCCAAGUUCAACCAAAUACAAAGAAAACCUCUGCCCUCUACCCCGACUCUGAAACAUCUUUCUCUGCCCAGAAUAUUUCUGAAUGUGGUUGAGCACAUGGAAAAGAAAGCUGGAAAGUUUAA